Molecule: messenger RNA, 4797 nt
Organism: Trichosurus vulpecula (common brushtail)
Lineage: Eukaryota; Metazoa; Chordata; Mammalia; Diprotodontia; Phalangeridae
Gene: JPH1
Product: junctophilin 1
Exons: 6
Coding region: 350-2332 (660 amino acids)
Cellular component (GO): plasma membrane; sarcoplasmic reticulum; endoplasmic reticulum membrane
Source: RefSeq, a predicted model, not a curated record
GCUUGAGGCUUGGCUGUCCUCUCGGGCUGAGUGCUGGCUGAGGAGGUGGCUUGGGAGGAGGAGGAGGAGGAGGAGGAGGAAGAAGUGGAGGUGGCGGUGGCGGAGACUGUGGCGGUGGCUAAGCCCGCGGUGCCGGAGGCAGGAGGAGGAGGUGGCGGCGGAGAAAGGAGGGAAGACCAGGGAAGACGGGGGCAGCGUCGGACUGGGGACUGAAGAGGCGCGAGCUGCCCGGGGCGGUGUUGUCGGCUCCCCCUCGUGCCCGCUCGCCCGGCCCCUGCGUACACCCUGCAGCUCCCCGUGCCCCCGGUGUCCGUGCCCCAGCGCGGAGCGCGCCCGGGCAGCCCCCUGAAUGACGGGCGGAAGGUUCGACUUCGACGAUGGCGGCACCUACUGCGGCGGCUGGGAGGAGGGCAAGGCGCACGGGCAUGGAAUCUGCACGGGGCCCAAGGGGCAGGGCGAGUACUCGGGCUCCUGGUCGCACGGCUUCGAGGUGGUAGGUGGCUACACCUGGCCCAGUGGCAACACGUACCAGGGCUACUGGGCACAGGGCAAGCGCCACGGGCUGGGCGUGGAGACGAAGGGCAAAUGGAUGUACCGGGGGGAGUGGUCGCACGGCUUCAAGGGGCGCUAUGGGGUCCGGCAGAGCCUUUGCACCCCCGCCCGCUACGAGGGCACUUGGAGUAACGGGCUGCAGGACGGGUAUGGAGUGGAGACCUACGGCGACGGAGGUACUUAUCAGGGACAGUGGACUGGAGGGAUGCGGCAUGGAUAUGGUGUGCGCCAAAGUGUACCCUAUGGCAUGGCGACUGUGAUCCGCUCACCCCUCCGAACAUCUCUGGCUUCUCUACGCAGUGAGCAGAGCAAUGGCAGUGUACUCCACGACAUUACCUCUGAUAGCCCAGCUGGAACGAGAGGUGGAUUUGUCUUGAAUUUCCAUACUGAUGCCGAAUUAAUGACUAGUAAGAAAAAAGGAGGCUUAUUUAGAAGAGGAUCCCUCCUUGGUAGUAUGAAACUUAGAAAAUCUGAAUCCAAGUCAUCGAUCUCAAGUAAGCGUAGUUCUGUCCGCAGUGAUGCAGCUAUGAGCAGAAUUAGCUCCAGUGAUGCCAACUCAACGAUUAGUUUUGGAGAUGGUGAUUGUGAUUAUUACCCAAUGGAAGAUCAUGUUGAUGCUACAACAACAGAAGCUUACAUGGGAGAAUGGAAAAAUGACAAACGAAAUGGUUUUGGCAUUAGUGAGCGCUCAAAUGGGAUGAAGUAUGAAGGAGAGUGGCUCAAUAACAAGAGGCAUGGAUAUGGAUGUACAGUAUUCCCUGAUGGCUCAAAAGAAGAGGGAAAAUAUAAAAAUAAUGUUCUGGUCCGUGGAAUAAGGAAGCAGCUUAUACCAAUAAGAAACACAAAAACUAGGGAGAAGGUGGACCGAGCCAUAGAAGGUGCACAAAGGGCAGCUGCCAUGGCAAGAACUAAAGUGGAAAUAGCAACUUCAAGGACUGCACAUGCAAGAGCUAAAGCGGAUGCUGCUGACCAGGCUGCCCUGUCUGCUCGCCAAGAAUGUGACAUUGCAAGGGCUGUCGCAAGAGAGCUUUCACCAAAUUUCUAUCAACCAGGUCCUGAUUAUAUCAAACAGAGAUUUCAGGAAGGCAUAGAAACUAAAGAAAACCCAGAAGAAAAAGUCCCGGAAAAGCCACCUUCACCAAAGGAAUCUCCUCAUUUUUAUCGGAAAGGCACAACUCCCCCUAGGUCCCCUGAGCCAAGCCCAAAAUCAAGCCACUCUCCUCAGCCUUCCUCCCCAGUGAAAAAGCAAAACCCCGGCUCAGGGGCAAGACUCAAUCAAGAAAACAAGGGUUUAGUCGAUGAGCAUGUAACAGCAGUUGUCAACAAGCCCCUACUUUCAAAGGUACCCCCAAAGGAGGAGGUAACAGCAUUGCCUCAGUCCAAGUACUCUGGCCGCCACAAUACCUCCUUCCACCCUGGCAAUGGGGAGUUGCAUUCACAGUAUCAUGGCUAUUAUGUGAAACUGAAUGCACCACAGCAACCACCAGAAGACAAGGAGGAAGAUGGAGGUAUGAGCCAGUCUUCUUUGGCACUGGUGCCCAAGCAACCACAUCAGAAGUCAAGUCCCCCUAAGUCCACGACAAAACUAGCUGCCAAAGAAAGCAAAUCUGAGCCAAAAAUGAAGAAGUCUGAACUUGCCACACCAAAGAAUCCAGCAAACAAUGAUUCAUGUUCUUCUUUGGGAAAAGAAGAUAAUUCGGGUCCUAAUUCAGUCAUGAUUGUCCUGGUCAUGCUGUUGAAUAUUGGGUUAGCCAUUCUUUUUGUUCACUUUCUAACUUGAUUGGAAUUAGGAAAGUUACUUACUGAUAUCACUGUUUUGACCCUUCAGUGAAGUCAUGACAACUAGUGGAAUUAGCCCACAGUUCUCUGCAGUAGUGUCAUCAGCCUUUUAAAUGGCAACACACCAGUCAUGCUCAGACACAGGGAAGGAGGCAUGGAAUUAGGAUGGGAUCGCAAGAGAGAUAUCUGAGACUUGGAAAAUUCAGCCAGAGGACCUGUUCAGUUCCCUUGGGGAUGGUUUGUGGCUUUGGGGUCCUCUGAAGGCUGAAGCAAGCAGCUAUGUUGGAGAGCAAAACUUAAUAAUGUUUUUUUAUUUAAAAAGCAAAAGCCAAACAAAACACCAAAUCUGCUGCUGCAGCCCCCAACCGGUGAAGUGCAUUGGCUACUCCAUCUGUCCUAGCAGAGUGUGACUAAACUGGAAAUGUAUGGAGCUGCACUUUUUGUUGAUGGAAGCUAACAGCUGCCUUACUGUUUUACCAUCUGACGUUUUUAGUAGGGAGCUGGGGAAAGGACUGCCAGAGGAAUGCGGUCAGAGGAUACUGUUGCUGUGGAAGUGACUCCAACAUUCACUCCUUUCUCAUUAGAAGAAAUAGUUAGCAGCAUCACUCACCAGUCUUAUGCCAUUACCUGCUGCUUUUAACUUCUCCUGUGGUGUUCUGGGAGAUUACAUUUUCUUUUGCUUGUGCAUGACUGUUCAUUUUGCUGUUGAUUUAAAUUUGAUGUAUAGCCAUGAUAAUUAAUGGUGUGAAGUCCUGGCUAGUGAAAAUGUAAUUGUUGCAUCUUGAGGUAAAUGCAAAACAGAAAUUAGUAUACAUGUGUAUUUUGAUAGAAAGGCAGGACUCUUCAUGACAUUCAUUUUCCUAAACUGGUAAAACUCUGUUUCCCUUUCAUGUUGAUUGGGCAGUCUGGAAGCACUAUGAUGCCUUCCUAAGUAGUCAUUAGGCUCAACAUGCUUGUGUCAGUACCACACUGAAUUACUUAUGGAACAUGGAGGCUCUUUGGGGUGAUAUUCUUAAAUGGGUAGCUAGACUACAAAAGGAUUCUGAGAAAUAGAAUCAAGGCUUUGCAUGGUUUGGGGAGUUGUUUUAUCUUUUUUUUUUAAUGCCAUUGUGUUAAUAGUGAAAAGUGUUCAAAGGAUUCAGUUUCGUCACUGAUGUACCCUAUAAGUGAAUAAUCUUGUUAGAGGCCAGUUCCACUGAAAAUGAAGCUAAGAUGCUAAUAAUAACUAUUAUUCAGCAGAGAUAGACUAAUUUUGUGUUGAAUACAUUCAGGUAGAGCAUAUAAAUUUGUUUUUAAAAUCACUGCUUAUCAAAUUUAUGCCUUUUGUGUUUUUUUAAAGACCAUAUGUAAUUUUGUUUCAAGUUUAAAAGCCUUAGAAAUUUUCAUUUGGGGUAUUUGUUUUUUGUGGUAUUUAUUAUUAUAUGACCUGCAUUUAUUUUGUGAUGUUAAACUGUAAUUACUAUAUCCUUUACUAUUAAAAGCAUGCAUAUUUACUUGCAGAAAUUGUAUGUAGGAUGCUUGUCCUCAAAGUAAACAUUUUUGUUAUUUAAAAAAUAAAUUGGAGGAAGGAAGAGACUUCUGUCUCUUUAUUUCAAAUAUUUCAUCGUUUGCAGUUUGGGAAACUUUUUGUAAACGCUUUUCAUUUCGUGCACGAUAUAACAAGAAUUAUUUCCAACUUGUAUGCUGUCUUUUCAGGGCAGCACUUACAGUAACAUAGGUGAGGACUUAAUGCUUUGUCUCCUGAGCCAGCUAACUGCAGGGUAGUAACCCAGUGGUGUUUUUUGCAGAAGUACAGUAUGUUGAGAAUCCUGUGUGUGACCAGUAUGGAAUCAAGAAGAAAGCAGAAAGAGAGCAAAUGAAAAUUGCAACCUGUGUAUUUAUUUUUUUAAAAAAAAUCACACUUUUACUUUGAUAUUUAGGAAGCAACAUUUUUAAAGUAAAAAAUGUUUGUCUCUAUAUAGAUCUUGGUACUAGAGGUCACUGCUCCUUCCUGUCCCACUCCAUGUCUCCUUACUGGGAAAGCUGAUUUUUUAACUGAAAUAUUUAAUUCUUAUUAAAUGUUUAUUUAAAGUACUUAAUGCUUUGGAAAUAAUGAGUAACAGAUAACUUCAGAAAAUGUUUAUAAAGUAAGCAUGGUGGUUCCAUUUAUAAAUAUAUGUAUGAUUUCUAAGCUUUUUUAAAAACAAAGCUCAAACAGAAAUUGUUGGUAUUUUUCUAAAAUGUGCACAAGCUGUAUUUUACAUGAAAGGCUAUUUAUAAUGGGUUGUUAUACUGUACACUACAUUUUGGACAGCACAUGAAGUCUGCCAAUGUACUUAAUAUGUCACUUUGUUUAUUUAAAGUUUCUUGCUGUGAAAGAACUCUUUACCUAUGAGUUCCUUUAUUUAUAGUCCUUGACCCCAAAAUGUAUAAUGUACAGUUUUCACAACUGUAUUUGCUCUAAUAAAAAAGUUGGUUAUUAAUAAA